UUGUGUUAAUUUUAAGUAUUUAUUCAGUGUGUUGGAAACAAUAGUCUGAAUAAUAAAAACAACCAACGACAUUAUUUCGCUUCUUGAGUCCAGUAAGCAAACAUGAAAGAAAAAAGCGCUUGAACUCAAAAUUAAUCAGGUGGCAAAAUGGUUAUUAUAAGCAAACCGCUAUUUUACGAUAAACUUGAGCUUGCAAUAUCGUGCCGGGAGUUAGUUCAUCCAGAUGUUGGCAGUUGUACGAAAGCGAAUCUCAAACUUUGUUCGGAGGAUUUUUUAAAAGGAGUGUUUUAUUUCUAUUUACCCAUUCAUUUGUUGCAAGUUAUUCUCGAUUAUAGAAAAAUCAAGCGCAAGCAUUUUCUCAAAAAUCUGCUACAGAACGUCCUAAGGUCUGAAUGUUUCGGUGUCAGUUUUGGGGCACUGAUAAUUGCCACAAUCUGUCUACAACGUCAUUUUACAGAACGGUUCCAUUAUUAUUCUCUAUUAUUACUGCCAGGUGUAGUGGCAGGAAUUUCUCUACGAUGGGAACACCCUAGAAAUCGGCAGUUAAAUACGAUUCUUUGGGCCAGUUUGGUUGUUGAGGCGUUAUUCAAAAAUUCUUACUAUUUCAAAAUAUUCAGUUAUUCUCCGGUAAAAGAAACGCUUAUUUUUAUGAUUUUUAGUUCUCUUUUGAUGCAUUUAUUUGUAAACAGGGAUAAGAAACACAUUCCGUUCAAUCUUUGGUUUUAUAAACCAUCCCACCCAAAAAAAUUCAAAUUCACGUUGUGGAAUUAUUUUAUCGAAAUUUCAAAGUAUUUCGGAUUCGGCUAUGGAUUAAAUAGUGUUAGGUGCGUCUUAAAAGACGCCAAAAUGGUGUUUAAAAACCCUCUGCAAUUUGUUAGAAAAACGAUCUUUAACAGAAGUAAUGUUAAAUUUGGAAUAAUUAUUGGUGCUUACGUUGGUUUAUUUAGGGGGGUUUCAGUUUUACUUCAGAAAUAUACGGACUUUGAAAGAGCAAAUGCUGCAAUUGCAGGACUUGUAGCAGGAUUAUCUUACUAUAUUCAGCCAAAUAUGACCGUUUUGACCACCGCUAUUGUAACUGUUUUUCAAAUAUUAUGUCAGCAAAUUGCAACCAAACCAAAGUUUCGAAAAAUUCCGUUUGCUGAAUUAAUUUUUAUGUUUUGUAAUGGGAUUCUUUUCUUCAAUAGAAUUGUAGCUCCAGUUACUUGCCCAAAAUAUUACAUGAAUAUGCUUCGAAUUACUGGAAAUGGAGAACUGGAAAAAAUCUACGUUAGACUAGUGAACAAGUAUUUGCCAUAAAAUCAAAUAGCUAAUUAGUUAAUUUUUGUUUACUUUUUUAACACUAAUAAACCUCUAACAUAAAUUUGAAA
Molecule: messenger RNA, 1367 nt
Organism: Tribolium castaneum (red flour beetle)
Lineage: Eukaryota; Metazoa; Arthropoda; Insecta; Coleoptera; Tenebrionidae
Exons: 10
Coding region: 148-1296 (382 amino acids)
Source: RefSeq, a predicted model, not a curated record